AUGGCCGUGCACUGGUGGCUUCUACGCGCAGUCCAGUCCCUCGAGGACCACAUUGUCGCAUCCAUCCUCCGUCAACCUGGCUUCCACCGCGCGGUUGGCCGCAUACACAAGACGAUACACGAGAAGCAACACGGGCGAAAUCCCAACGAACCGUUGGCCCCUGGCGAAGCGACUGGACCGACAACAGCGGAUCCAAACUCUGCCAACAGGAAUGAACGCUUCGCGAAGCACUUUCUAGACGAAAUAAAGAAUCAAUUUAGAGGAAAGCCGACCGACUUUCCGGGCGACAAGACUAGAAAGUAA
Messenger RNA from Fusarium venenatum, 303 nucleotides. Lineage: Eukaryota; Fungi; Ascomycota; Sordariomycetes; Hypocreales; Nectriaceae. The record is from RefSeq and is a predicted model, not a curated record.